Messenger RNA from Serpula lacrymans var. lacrymans S7.9, 1821 nucleotides. RefSeq lists its product as uncharacterized. The transcript has 2 exons. The record is from RefSeq and is a predicted model, not a curated record. Lineage: Eukaryota; Fungi; Basidiomycota; Agaricomycetes; Boletales; Serpulaceae. Bases 144 to 1532 code for a protein of 462 amino acids.
CCACCACGGAUUUUAUUCACAAUGCCGAAAUCAAGAAAUUUGGAGUGGCUAGUACGUUGAUUGCACCACAGGACGAACACGAUGACGGAAGCGUGUUCCGGUUUUCGUCCCCUUUACCUCCUUCAUCACUUCCGGCGUCUCCCAUGUCUAUCGGGCCGUCUGGCGAGGAUAGUCCCAGAGUAGAUCCCAUGAUACUAAAUGAAGGUGAUUCAGCGGUUAGUUUCGAAACCCUAUGUUCAUGCGAAAGUAAUACUUCGAAAAGCGCAGAUGGCACUCCCUUAUAUGUGUCACGUGAUUCGCCCUUUAACACUGAUCAAACAACUGAUAAUCCAUCGCCAUCUACUAUGACCUCUGAACGCCAACCCUCACUCCCUCCGAUUAUAUCACCUCAGUUCAAGGAAGAGGUCACUACAGCCCAAGGCGGCCCACAACUUUCGGUACCUCGGCUUUCACCACCUCAGCUUUCACUUACCAGUCAGGUAAACAUACCUAGUGGCUCGAAGUUAUCUUCGCAGCAUGUGUUUUCCAAAGCUCCCCUUGCAAACAAAAAAAAUGAACCACAUCCUGGUCAGGAUCGGGAGAAAGUAGACUCAUUAGCCCUGGGGUUAGAUUUUGAUGUUGGAGCAACGGCCAAUGUAAUGUCGGUCUUACCCUCUCGGACAGAGACGCCGACGGGGAUAUCGCUAUCAACGCAACCGCCUCUGGCGAAUAACGAGGGGAUGGACGCCUCUACACACGUUCCCAAAGGAAGAAAGAAAAGCAAGCACAGAGUGAAACGCGAAGACCAUGAAGCAAGUCUCGCCGAUAGCCAAGAAGGGUGUUCUCGUAAAAGGCGUAAAGUUGAAAAGGGCGAAGCUCCUGACCCUAGUCCUGUGCCUGCAUGUAAGAAUCGUGGCAGCAACGGAAGUAAGAAGUCAGAUCGAACUGGACGAAGAGCAGGAACCUCGAGGUCGCGGUCGCGCAUUAGAUCAGACAAAGCAAGUGGGGAUGAAGCUUCUCGAAUAUGCGAUGCUCCUUCAUCCUCGUUGCCUCUAUCCUCGGAGGAACUUCCCCCACGUCCUGGUUCGCCUUCGUUAGAUCCACAUAUUGUUUCCCCACCAUCAACAGAGCCGAAUGCACAGGCACGUGUCGAGUUAACUGGAAUGCUCGUUGAAUGUUUAGGAACAUCUCGAGCGUCGUCAAUGGCCCCUUCCGCUUUAUACACCACGCUCAUCCGUAGUCAUCCUGCUCUUAAAACAGUAGAGCGAACUAAGCGGGAGUGGAUCACACUGAUCUCAUCGGUUUUGGAAGAAGUAGGUGAGCGUUGCGGAAUGUUCGGGCGGGUGGAGAGUAGUGGGAAGGACGAGAAGGAUAGGCCACUAGAGGCAAGGUGGUUCUAUGUCCCAGAGAAGGAUGAGGAUCAGGAGAGAGCUGUAGUGAUCACUUCACUGAUGCCCCGUCCCGCAAAGAGAAGUGAAACCAAGAAGUACAAACAAUACUAUUAUCGCCCACUGGACAAGAUAUCGAGAUGGGAUCCAGAAGAUGCCAUAUGACGAUGCUCUCGCAUGAGCUUGAGGCCAGCUAAUGCACAACACACUCCUCCUUCGCUUUACUGUGCACACAGAAGAUUUCUAGCUGGGGCUUUUUACUUUCUUGUACUCCAGCUUAUUAUGUGCCAUUUCAGUUUCGACUACCUUUAUUUGCUUUACGUUGGCUGUUAGUCUUCGACAGUAUUCGUUUUCGUUGCCUUUUGGGGUUUCAAAAUUUUCAACACUUGUUAUUUUCUCGUGCAAUGAUACAUUUCAUGCCGAUUUGGACUGAAUACAUCCCCGUUUACAAUUU